GUCAAGCAGUCGUCAACGUUGACCUCCUACCCCUCAUCCGAUUCCGAUCAUCUUGUCAUACAGCUUAAGUUUUUGCAAUAAAUUCAAUUUAUUUCGUUUCUUUUUUUUCUACUUGUAGUAAUUCAUAUACAAAUAAAAGUGCUCAACAAACCAAGCUAGUGACUUGGUAGCACUCAAAAUCCGAGGCCUCAGGCCUCGGCCUGUGGGCACACAUCCAUAAACUAUAAAACAAACCGCAAAAACGCUUUAAAUUCUUCGUCGCAAUUCACCCCUCCUUUAUAAUUUCACACUAUUAUUCUACCGUCGUUAAGAUGUCUCAGUGGAACAACUCUUACCCUUACAACCAGGAUUACCAGGGCUCCAACAGCUGGAAUGGUGAAUUAGGCAAUCAAUAUUCAAAUCAACAGUACUAUCCCACCACGCAACCUACUUACGAGCAACCUAACCAGUAUGUAAACUUUCAAGAGUUUCUCUCUCAAAUGCAAGGCGGUAACGCCGCCGCGUCCAGUUCUGCCUCAUACAGCAACACUCAGUAUCAAAACUACCCUAGCAACCAGUAUGAAUACCAAAACAUGCCUUCAACAUCCCAAAAUCACGCUCAGAAUCCAUACUAUCCAACAACAACUGCCGUGAAUGGUACAAAUCUUCAAACAUCACAUAGCCAAAUGAAUGUAUCAGAACCUAGCUAUAGCAAUCAAAUGGUAUUCAAAUCAAAUCUCACUGCAACAGCAACAGAAUUUGUGCCAAAGGGAACUCAGAAGCAACCAAGUCCUCCAGAAGACUCUUCCAAAGGACUGUCGGAAAAUAAGGAUCACACUGCCGGAAACUGGAGAGAAAAGUCUUCCCAACCUAGUAGCUCCCGUAGCUUUAAUGAACCUCGGAAUGAUCAGGAAUCAAAGAAAAGGCCAGAAAAAGACCGCAGACGGCGCAAUGAAGGUCGUAACCAUAAUUUAAGUAGUCAAAAUGAACCUAAUAGUCAAUACAAUGAGCUUAAUAGUCAAAAUGAUCCUGAUGGUGGUGAAUAUGAGUCAAAUACUUAUAGUUAUGAUUCCAAUAAACAUGGUGCUGAGUAUAGCAAUCGUAAUAAUGAAGGCAGCAGUCGAAAAUAUGAGUCAAAUAAAAGUGGGCGUAAAAAUGAGUCUAGCCGUAACAAUGAGAGUAGCAGCAACUAUGACUCCAAUAGCUCCAACAAUGAACCAAGCAGUCGGAACAAUGAUUCUGACCGUAACUAUGACUCUCAAGACCGUAACCACUCAAAUAGGAAUACAGAUUCUGAUAGCCGGCACUAUGAGUCUACCAGUCGUAACUAUGAUGGCAACAGCCGCAACUACGACUCAAAAAAACGCUACGAAUACAAUAAUCGUAAUUAUGAUUCUAGCAAUCGCGAGAGAGAUGGCGGCAGUCGCAACUACGAAUCAAAUGGUCGAAAUUACGAUUCUAACAGUCGAAGUCAAGACAGCAACCGUGGUGCUGACUCAGGGCGCUCCGACUAUAACCGUCGCGAUUUUAACGGACGUGACAGUGACCACAAUAGUCGUAAUAAUGACUACAAUCAGGAUCGUGAAUAUGGUCGUAACCAGGACUAUAAUAGUCGUGACUACAGCCGUGGCUACGACUCUCGUUACGACAGAGGAAAUAAAAAGUCAGUAAAAAGUAAAGAAGCUGAUAAUAGAACUUACUACAACAGUACAGCUAAGAGUAGUCAGGACGUCAGGAGUGGGAGAGCAGAACGAGGAGAAGCCUCGGGCAGGAGUAGGAACUGGCCGGGAAGCCAGCGGGUGAGGCCGGUGGAAAGAGCUGAUGAUGACCAGUUUGCUAAAGGAUAUCUGGAUAAUCGGGAGGAUCGGUAUGCUAAAGGCUCGAGAUCAGAAACCACUUCUAGUCCGAUGAGGAACAGGAACAAGCAAAUAGAUCAUGGUGGGAACGCAGACUUGACCCAACGGGAGCGUCUCUCAGAGCAACUAGACAAGGGAACGUUGGAAUGCCUGGUUUGCUGCGAGCGUGUGAAGCAGAUAGACCCGGUGUGGUCCUGCGGCAACUGCUACCAUGUGCUGCAUCUCCGCUGCAUCAGGAAGUGGGUCAUAAGCAGCAUAAUAGAUUGCAAAUGGCGCUGCCCCGCCUGUCAAAACACGAGCUCCAAACUUCCCUCAGAGUACCGCUGCAUGUGUGGCGCCGUGCGGAGCCCCGACUACCAGCGUGGGCAGCAUGGAGCCCACACAUGCGGACAGACAUGUCAGCGGCCCCGCUCCUGCCCCCACCCGUGCACGCUGCCGUGCCACCCCGGGCCCUGCCCGCCCUGCCAAGCCACCGUCUCCAAGCAAUGCGGCUGCGGCGCUGAAACCCGCUCCGUUCUCUGCAGCAGCAAGUUACCUCAAGUCUGCGGCCGAGUGUGCUCCCGCAAACUGGAGUGUGGGGUGCACUCGUGCGAGAAGGAGUGCCACGAGGGCCCGUGCGACGCUUGUGGGGCCUCCGUCGAGCAAGUGUGCCACUGUCCAGCCGCUACAACGCGCUCCGUCCCGUGCUGCGCGGCCACCGGCACGUCGGCGACGUGGUCGUGCGGCGCCGCGUGCGCGCGCGUGCUCGCGUGCGGCGCGCACGUGUGCCGCGCGCCGUGCCACGUGCCGCCCUGCCGGCCGUGCGCGCUGCUGCCGGCCGGCGUGCUCACGUGCCCGUGCGGCCGGACCAAGUUACCCAAAGACAAGCGCAAGUCAUGCACGGACCCGAUCCCGCUGUGCGGUAACAUCUGCGCCAAGCCGCUCCCGUGCGGGCCGGAAGGCGACAGGCACUUCUGCAAACUGGAGUGUCAUGAAGGUGCCUGCCCCGUUUGUCCGGAUAAGACCCUGCUGCCGUGUCGCUGCGGCCACUCCAGCCGCGAGGUGCCUUGCUCCGAGCUUCCAGAGAUGUUAGACAACGUCUUUUGUCAGAAGAAAUGCAACAAGAAACUGUCCUGCGGUCGGCACCGCUGCCGCGACUGCUGCUGUGCCGCCACCACACACCGCUGCGGCGUCGUGUGUGGCCGCACGUUAGCCUGCCAGCUGCACCGCUGCGAGCAGUUCUGCCACACCGGCCACUGCCCCCCAUGUACCCGCGCCAGUUUCGAAGAGCUAAGCUGCGAGUGCGGCGCCGAAGUGAUCCUUCCCCCCGUGGCCUGCGGCGCCAAGCGGCCCUUGUGCAGCGCGCCGUGCCGCCGGCCCCGCGCCUGCGGCCACCCCGCGCUGCACGCCUGCCACUCCGGCCCGUGUCCACCGUGCGUGGUGCUCACGGCCAAGCGCUGCCACGGCCAGCACGAGGAACGCAAAACGAUCCCAUGUUCACAAGAAGAGUUCUCGUGCGGGCUGGCAUGCGGCAAACCUCUACCUUGCGGCAAGCAUACUUGCCAGAAGACGUGCCACAAAGGCCCGUGCGACGCCGGCAAAUGCACUCAACCAUGCAACGAGAAGCGUCCAAGCUGCGGCCACCCCUGCGCCGCGCCAUGCCACUCCGGCGACACCGACAAAGCCGACAAGGCUGACAGAGACAAGGCUGACAGAGACAAGGCUGACAGAGACAAGGGCGACAGAGACAGAGACAAGGGCGACGUGGCCGACAAGCCAGCCUGCCCGAGCAGCGCGCCGUGCCGCAAGCCCGUGCGGGCUACUUGCCCGUGUGGGAGGCGGACUGCCGACCGAUCCUGUCAUGAAAACGCUCGUGAUCUAGCGAAAAUAAUGAGUACGCUGGCGGCAUCGAAGAUGCAAGAAGGCGGUUCGGUGGAUUUGUCGGAAGUUCAGCGCCCCACAGCCAUGCUCAAAACAUUGGAAUGCGACGACGAAUGCCGCGUGGAGGCCCGCACGCGGCGCCUCGCCCUCGCCCUGCAGAUCCGCAACCCGGACGUGUCGGCCAAGCUGCAGCCGCGCUACAGCGAGCACGUGCGCGCGCUCGCCGCCCGCGAGCCCGCCUUCGCGCGCCAGGUGCACGACAAGCUCACCGAGCUCGUGCAGCUCGCCAAGAAGCUGCAGCCGCGCUACAGCGAGCACGUGCGCGCGCUCGCCGCCCGCGAGCCCGCCUUCGCGCGCCAGGUGCACGACAAGCUCACCGAGCUCGUGCAGCUCGCCAAGAAGCUGCAGCCGCGCUACAGCGAGCACGUGCGCGCGCUCGCCGCCCGCGAGCCCGCCUUCGCGCGCCAGGUGCACGACAAGCUCACCGAGCUCGUGCAGCUCGCCAAGAAGCUGCAGCCGCGCUACAGCGAGCACGUGCGCGCGCUCGCCGCCCGCGAGCCCGCCUUCGCGCGCCAGGUGCACGACAAGCUCACCGAGCUCGUGCAGCUCGCCAAGAAGCUGCAGCCGCGCUACAGCGAGCACGUGCGCGCGCUCGCCGCCCGCGAGCCCGCCUUCGCGCGCCAGGUGCACGACAAGCUCACCGAGCUCGUGCAGCUCGCCAAGAAGCUGCAGCCGCGCUACAGCGAGCACGUGCGCGCGCUCGCCGCCCGCGAGCCCGCCUUCGCGCGCCAGGUGCACGACAAGCUCACCGAGCUCGUGCAGCUCGCCAAGAAGCUGCAGCCGCGCUACAGCGAGCACGUGCGCGCGCUCGCCGCCCGCGAGCCCGCCUUCGCGCGCCAGGUGCACGACAAGCUCACCGAGCUCGUGCAGCUCGCCAAGAAGCUGCAGCCGCGCUACAGCGAGCACGUGCGCGCGCUCGCCGCCCGCGAGCCCGCCUUCGCGCGCCAGGUGCACGACAAGCUCACCGAGCUCGUGCAGCUCGCCAAGAAGCUGCAGCCGCGCUACAGCGAGCACGUGCGCGCGCUCGCCGCCCGCGAGCCCGCCUUCGCGCGCCAGGUGCACGACAAGCUCACCGAGCUCGUGCAGCUCGCCAAGAAGCUGCAGCCGCGCUACAGCGAGCACGUGCGCGCGCUCGCCGCCCGCGAGCCCGCCUUCGCGCGCCAGGUGCACGACAAGCUCACCGAGCUCGUGCAGCUCGCCAAGAAGCUGCAGCCGCGCUACAGCGAGCACGUGCGCGCGCUCGCCGCCCGCGAGCCCGCCUUCGCGCGCCAGGUGCACGACAAGCUCACCGAGCUCGUGCAGCUCGCCAAGAAGCUGCAGCCGCGCUACAGCGAGCACGUGCGCGCGCUCGCCGCCCGCGAGCCCGCCUUCGCGCGCCAGGUGCACGACAAGCUCACCGAGCUCGUGCAGCUCGCCAAGAAGCUGCAGCCGCGCUACAGCGAGCACGUGCGCGCGCUCGCCGCCCGCGAGCCCGCCUUCGCGCGCCAGGUGCACGACAAGCUCACCGAGCUCGUGCAGCUCGCCAAGAAGCUGCAGCCGCGCUACAGCGAGCACGUGCGCGCGCUCGCCGCCCGCGAGCCCGCCUUCGCGCGCCAGGUGCACGACAAGCUCACCGAGCUCGUGCAGCUCGCCAAGAAGCUGCAGCCGCGCUACAGCGAGCACGUGCGCGCGCUCGCCGCCCGCGAGCCCGCCUUCGCGCGCCAGGUGCACGACAAGCUCACCGAGCUCGUGCAGCUCGCCAAGAAGCUGCAGCCGCGCUACAGCGAGCACGUGCGCGCGCUCGCCGCCCGCGAGCCCGCCUUCGCGCGCCAGGUGCACGACAAGCUCACCGAGCUCGUGCAGCUCGCCAAGAAGCUGCAGCCGCGCUACAGCGAGCACGUGCGCGCGCUCGCCGCCCGCGAGCCCGCCUUCGCGCGCCAGGUGCACGACAAGCUCACCGAGCUCGUGCAGCUCGCCAAGAAGCUGCAGCCGCGCUACAGCGAGCACGUGCGCGCGCUCGCCGCCCGCGAGCCCGCCUUCGCGCGCCAGGUGCACGACAAGCUCACCGAGCUCGUGCAGCUCGCCAAGAAGCUGCAGCCGCGCUACAGCGAGCACGUGCGCGCGCUCGCCGCCCGCGAGCCCGCCUUCGCGCGCCAGGUGCACGACAAGCUCACCGAGCUCGUGCAGCUCGCCAAGAAGCUGCAGCCGCGCUACAGCGAGCACGUGCGCGCGCUCGCCGCCCGCGAGCCCGCCUUCGCGCGCCAGGUGCACGACAAGCUCACCGAGCUCGUGCAGCUCGCCAAGAAGCUGCAGCCGCGCUACAGCGAGCACGUGCGCGCGCUCGCCGCCCGCGAGCCCGCCUUCGCGCGCCAGGUGCACGACAAGCUCACCGAGCUCGUGCAGCUCGCCAAGAAGCUGCAGCCGCGCUACAGCGAGCACGUGCGCGCGCUCGCCGCCCGCGAGCCCGCCUUCGCGCGCCAGGUGCACGACAAGCUCACCGAGCUCGUGCAGCUCGCCAAGAAGCUGCAGCCGCGCUACAGCGAGCACGUGCGCGCGCUCGCCGCCCGCGAGCCCGCCUUCGCGCGCCAGGUGCACGACAAGCUCACCGAGCUCGUGCAGCUCGCCAAGAAGCUGCAGCCGCGCUACAGCGAGCACGUGCGCGCGCUCGCCGCCCGCGAGCCCGCCUUCGCGCGCCAGGUGCACGACAAGCUCACCGAGCUCGUGCAGCUCGCCAAGAAGCUGCAGCCGCGCUACAGCGAGCACGUGCGCGCGCUCGCCGCCCGCGAGCCCGCCUUCGCGCGCCAGGUGCACGACAAGCUCACCGAGCUCGUGCAGCUCGCCAAGAAGCUGCAGCCGCGCUACAGCGAGCACGUGCGCGCGCUCGCCGCCCGCGAGCCCGCCUUCGCGCGCCAGGUGCACGACAAGCUCACCGAGCUCGUGCAGCUCGCCAAGAAGCUGCAGCCGCGCUACAGCGAGCACGUGCGCGCGCUCGCCGCCCGCGAGCCCGCCUUCGCGCGCCAGGUGCACGACAAGCUCACCGAGCUCGUGCAGCUCGCCAAGAAGCUGCAGCCGCGCUACAGCGAGCACGUGCGCGCGCUCGCCGCCCGCGAGCCCGCCUUCGCGCGCCAGGUGCACGACAAGCUCACCGAGCUCGUGCAGCUCGCCAAGAAGCUGCAGCCGCGCUACAGCGAGCACGUGCGCGCGCUCGCCGCCCGCGAGCCCGCCUUCGCGCGCCAGGUGCACGACAAGCUCACCGAGCUCGUGCAGCUCGCCAAGAAGCUGCAGCCGCGCUACAGCGAGCACGUGCGCGCGCUCGCCGCCCGCGAGCCCGCCUUCGCGCGCCAGGUGCACGACAAGCUCACCGAGCUCGUGCAGCUCGCCAAGAAGCUGCAGCCGCGCUACAGCGAGCACGUGCGCGCGCUCGCCGCCCGCGAGCCCGCCUUCGCGCGCCAGGUGCACGACAAGCUCACCGAGCUCGUGCAGCUCGCCAAGAAGCUGCAGCCGCGCUACAGCGAGCACGUGCGCGCGCUCGCCGCCCGCGAGCCCGCCUUCGCGCGCCAGGUGCACGACAAGCUCACCGAGCUCGUGCAGCUCGCCAAGAAGCUGCAGCCGCGCUACAGCGAGCACGUGCGCGCGCUCGCCGCCCGCGAGCCCGCCUUCGCGCGCCAGGUGCACGACAAGCUCACCGAGCUCGUGCAGCUCGCCAAGAAGCUGCAGCCGCGCUACAGCGAGCACGUGCGCGCGCUCGCCGCCCGCGAGCCCGCCUUCGCGCGCCAGGUGCACGACAAGCUCACCGAGCUCGUGCAGCUCGCCAAGAAGCUGCAGCCGCGCUACAGCGAGCACGUGCGCGCGCUCGCCGCCCGCGAGCCCGCCUUCGCGCGCCAGGUGCACGACAAGCUCACCGAGCUCGUGCAGCUCGCCAAGAAGCUGCAGCCGCGCUACAGCGAGCACGUGCGCGCGCUCGCCGCCCGCGAGCCCGCCUUCGCGCGCCAGGUGCACGACAAGCUCACCGAGCUCGUGCAGCUCGCCAAGAAGCUGCAGCCGCGCUACAGCGAGCACGUGCGCGCGCUCGCCGCCCGCGAGCCCGCCUUCGCGCGCCAGGUGCACGACAAGCUCACCGAGCUCGUGCAGCUCGCCAAGAAGCUGCAGCCGCGCUACAGCGAGCACGUGCGCGCGCUCGCCGCCCGCGAGCCCGCCUUCGCGCGCCAGGUGCACGACAAGCUCACCGAGCUCGUGCAGCUCGCCAAGAAGCAGACCCGCAACCCGGACGUGUCGGCCAAGCUGCAGCCGCGCUACAGCGAGCACGUGCGCGCGCUCGCCGCCCGCGAGCCCGCCUUCGCGCGCCAGGUGCACGACAAGCUCACCGAGCUCGUGCAGCUCGCCAAGAAGUCGAAACAGAAGACACGCGCCCACUCCUUCCCGUCAUGCAACUGGCAGAAACGUCAGUUCAUACACGAGAUGUGCGAGCAGUUCGGCUGUGAGUCUGUCGCGUACGACGCCGAGCCGAAUCGCAACGUCGUCGCCACCGCCGACAAGGAGAAGUCGUGGCUGCCAGCUAUGAGUGUAUUGGAAGUGCUAGCUAGAGAGAACGGCAAACGGCGCGUGCCCGGGCCAGUGCUGCGAGCGCCGGCCGCACCUGCGCCUGCGCAAUCCACAAGCGCAAAGUCGGGCAGUGGCUGGGCGACGCUAACAUCGACCAACGCGUGGGCUGCGCGCGCGCAGAAGGCCGAGCAGCAACAAGCGCAGGCGCAGGCGAAGCCCAGGAUAGACUACUUCGACAACCCGCCCGAUAACUAGACACGUAAGCGCAGGCUCAUUGGGAAAUAUUUCUAUACUUAUUCGUUAAACUUUACGGACAUGAUUUAGUUAAAAUUAUGUUAUAUCCCUUUCUUACAAAUACAUAAGUCAAAAUGACAGAUAAAGACAAACGAUUUAUACCUAAUUCAGGCCAGUAACGCGUUUAUGAAUAACGCUAUUAGUCUGACCAACAUUUUCGUGGUCAAAAUGUACGUAAAAUGCGGUUAAAACCACAAGUUCUUUCACCGCGAUAUGACCGGCUGACGAUUUUAUAAUUCCCAAUAACAAUCGAUCGAUCAAAUAAUUUAUUUGCCAGAAUACAGUUUUUGAUUAUAAACGAAAUAAAUAUAACGAAAUAAAUAUAAUUUUUCAUAAGAAAGUAAUUUAAUUUGUUCUUAGUUUUUGAUUAGUUGGUAAUACAGUUUAUUUGCUCAGUGUAUUCGGCCCACAUACAGGCAUGCAAAUAUUGAAUUAAAUAAAUACCUAACACAUAAUUUAGGACAUUUUUGAAUCAAUAUAAUCAAAAUUCAUUAAAUAAGAAUAAAUAAUGUCAGAAUAAUAAAUAAUAAUUAACAUCUAAACUACCUAUAGUCCGACAAAGUUUAAAUCUGAUUUGAUGACUAAUUUUUUUACUGUUGCUGCUUUUCCUUAACCCACCAACAGAGCAGCAGCUGACUUCCACGAGGGUUCAUUACACAUCGCCCUUAACCACUUAACGAGUUAUCGCUUUGGAUGCAGACGAUGCAGUGACUGACAAAAUUUGCGCCUGGUUCGCGGUCUAUUAUGAUACGUAGUAGAAAGAUAAAAACUAUCAUACCAUUUACCUACAGUAUCUAUACGUCAAUUCGAGAUCAAAACAACCAUCUAAUAAAUCUGAUAAAUUUCAUCGUAAUCCGUUUUUAGAUUGUUCAAAACGUAAUUUUUUUUAUGCCAGUAUAAAUAAAUAAUAAAUAAAUAAAUAUUAUAGGACAUUCUUACACAGAUUGACUAAGUCCCACGGUAAGCCCAAGGAGGCUUGUGUUAUGGGUACUCAGACAACGAUAUAUAUAAUAUAUAAAUACAUAGAAGACACCCAUGACUCAGGAGCAAAUAUCUGUGCUCAUCACACAAAUAAAUGCCCUUACCGGGAUUCGAACCCAGGACCAUCGGCUUCACAGGCAGGGUCACUACCCACUAGGCCAGACCGGUCGUCGACUAUAAGACAUUCAAGCAAGUAUCAGAAAUAUUUCAGAAUCAGCCUGCACCUGCAGUCUACCCUAAUUAAAUUUUAAGGUAUUUCAAAACCCCCUGCGAGUUAUAUUUAUAUAGAUAAAAUCAUUUGUAUUUUUUUUUUAUAAAAUUGGAGUUCCAAAGUUUCAACCCAGGGCUCGGAAACCGCUUUUUUUUCAAACCGGUUUCGUUCAUUCACCCGGGAACGAAAAGGAUUUCGUUUAUGUUUGGGGUACCAGUUAAAGUACUGUUCUUUUGAAAUGACGGUUUAUGCCAAAUACGUUCUCAUUUCGUUUUUGAGGAACGAAAUUAACCGGUUAAAUUGAAAAUAUCGAAGCAAGAUAGAACGAGUAAGUUUUGCUGUUCUUUCACGUAUGACAACGAGUUUAGCCGAGAGUCUCCGAGAGAUGAGAGUAACCGGUAUUAUAUCGUUGCCCUCGAACCAUAAAAUCCCGUUCCCUGUUUUUACCGGUUAGAAGAUAGAAAGAUUUUUUUUGGUUCGCGUUCCAUCAAUUAACCGGUUUUUAAUGAACGAAAUAAAAUAACGGAUUUGGAACGAUUUUAACAGGUACUUCAAUACCGGUUCCGAGUCUUGUUUCAACCUGACUCACUUGUUAAUCUAUUGAAAACUCAACUGCUUAUUACCUAAUGACUACUUAUUUAUUUUGUCUCUAAUAGGGACUUUUAGGUACCGGUAUAAAGCCAUACCAGUAAUAUAUAAUCACGCGCCAUGUUGCGGAAUUUCACUGGAACUAAUUUUUUCAUAUACUGAACUGUCACCCUAUACAUGAGAAUAACAGCGCCCUCUUGACAAUGAUCAUAUUACUGGUCAGGCUUUAACUUCAUUUUUGGUGAAUUAUAAUUAUUUUAGAUGUUUUAAAAUUGUGAUUCAAUAAUGAAAACUAUUUAAUGACACUCAUAAUUCUCAUAAAUACAAAAAUAAGCCUUUUUUUAAUUACAUAUAAUGUAAAAAUCUACCGGUACUGUCUCAAAUUGUAUUUAUAAUAUUAUUUUGUGUAUUCCCAUGUGUCCCCGCCGAGCACAGAUGGGAAUAAAUACAUUCACAUAAAUCAUUUCCUUCCGCCUCAUGUACGGCUGGCGGCGGUCACGUGAGGCGGGGACAAACGGGAAUACACUUACCAAUUGUGACUUUAAAUUUAAGAUUUCUACUUUACUUUUUCGCCGGUUGUGACUUGUGAGUAUUUUUUUAUUGAUAUAUUUUGCGAUUUUUGCGGUUAUUGGGUUAUAUCAUUAUUACUAAAGUGAUAUUUAUUAUUAGCAAAGAUACAUUGAUUGUGUAACUGUAAAUUGUGAUGGCGGUGUACGGUUCCGAUUUUUUUUUUUAUUCAUGGCUUUAACUCCUAGCUAAAUUUAGCAAAGUGGAUUCUGUCAAUGUCGAGGUGUAGACUUUUGACUUGUGAGACGAGAAUGUUCGGUUAAAUUUUGAUUUUGUGGAAGGAUAGGCUGGGAACCGAACCUACAACAAACAAUUCCGUAUUUAAUUGUUGCAGUAAUUUUGGCUGUCAAAAGUUGACGUUUGACAACUCACUGGCACAAAACAUGGCGUAUGUAUAGUCAUUAGUCUGUAGGUACCCGUAACAGAUGGUACUACCUAUACUACGUCAAACUAGGCGGCACGUUUUUUUCUGAGAUUACCUCUCUAUUAAAAAUAAAACACUUUAGUUUAGGUACAGUAAACUGACAGCUCUUUUGUAAUUCUUGAUUUUCAGUGAAAUUUUAAUAAAAAAGAAAUAACACCUUAAUGCCAAGAUAUUAAAUAGAGAGUAGGAUAAGUAGCAUUAUUAUAAAUCCUACUCUUUAUUCCUACUAUAUAGUUUGUCAAACGACUGUCUCAUUUCAAACGUAGACAGAGAGAAUCAUACUAUCUUUGUCUUACACUAGUACUAGCACCCAAAAAAAAACGGGUAUAGUUUUUUUUUGUUCUUAUUUACUUACAAUUUGGUUUCACCAACUAUAGUAAUCCCAUUAAAUACACGCCCGCAAAUGUCAGUUUAGGUACUCCAUCUAAUUCUGAAUUCGAAUUCUAAACCAGGUUUAGGUUUAUGGCCUAUAGGUUAUAACGGUCACAUUUCUUUUUUUUUCUAUCAAGUGAGUGUGAUAGAGAAAAGUGAGAAAACGUAUCGACAACGAAAUGGCUACGAUAUGCCUUUGAAAAUAAUGAUGGUCAAUUUUAUGGAGUACUUUUGCCCGCGACUUUGUCUGCGUGGAAUUAGUAAUUUGGGUACCUUAAUUUUAAACAAAUCUUCUUUUAAAUCCACUCUCUUUUUCAUCCCCCAAUUGGUCCACUCUAUAAAUUUCCACCCCAUUUUUUACACCCUUAAGGGAUGAUUUCGGGGAUAAAAAAUAUUACAUAUCCUUCCCCACAGCUCCAACUAUCCCCAUACCAAGUUUCAUCUAAAUCGUUUCAGCGGUUACUGAUUCCCCAUACAAAUUUCCACCCCCCUUUUCACCCACUUGAGGGGUGAGUUCUGGGAUAAAAAGUAUCCUAUAUCCCCGGGACUCAAACUAUCUGUAUACCAAAUUUCAACUAAAUCGGUUCAGCUUCAGCGGUUUAAGCGUGAAGAGGUAACAGACAGACAGACACACUUUCGCAUUUAUUAUAUUAGUAUGGAUGAAAACCCUUAUCCAAUGUGUAGGUAUUUGCGUCUCACAUUUUGCUCAAUGAGAGAGUGAGACGCAAUGCACAUUGGACACAUGGACCACCCUUACUUGGUCCCAAAAGUUAAAAGGUUUUUCGAGAGAAUAGUGAAUCAAAUGUGGCUUUCCAACACAGAAGGAUCCUUAUGCUUUAAACGUAAUACGGACGUUUCCAUCUGAAAUUCCGAUAGAAACGUCCUUAUUGACCCUUCUCUAAUGGAAAGCCACAAAUAUUUAGAAUAAUAAAUAAAAAAACAUUUAGAAUAUCGUUUACGCCACGCCGCGCGCCGGUGACAAACAAGCAUUCGGACCGCCUGAUAAUUGGAGCCUUUCGGAGCUUUCAAGUGUAGACGUGUCACAUAACACUAUAAAGAGUAGGCGAUUUGAUUGUGACGUCACAUGCUAGUGUUUCAUAUAAAUUCCAUAGUAGCAAAAUCGUUUUGACAGUUCGAAAAAAGAAACUGAUUUGACUAGUAGCCAAAUACCCUAUAUUCAACCUACGUGCUUUCCGACACGGUUUUUUUUUUACACUACGUCGGUGGCAAACAAGCAUACGGCCCGCCUGAUGUUAAGCAGUCUCCGUAGCAUGAGUUACAUGCGCGUUGCCGACCCUAACACUCCUCUCCCUCGUUGAGCUCUGGCAACCUUACUCACCGGCAGGAACACAACACUAUGAGUAGGGUCUAGUGUUAUUUGGCUGCGGUUUUCUGUAAGGUGGAGGUACUUCCCCAGUUAGGCUCUGCUCUAGAUCUGGAAUUACAUCCGCUGUCCUGUGCCCUACCACACAAAGCGAGAGGUCAUUCACUGUGCCCAUGCCUCUCUUAUGGUUUGAAAUGACGCACCGCACAUUGAACUAUUAUUAGUAACGUCACAAUAAAAUAAUAGUACAUACUCGUAUUAAGUACAGAAGAUUCACUCUCUAACAAAACGCGUCUAUUACGACAGAUAUGACCGCUAGGUGGCGCAAGCGCGAACAGGCGUCCGUAGCGGUGCGCGGCGACUACUAUGGCUAGACACCAAAAUUGGUGUAAGCCGCAUAUACUUGUAGCGUACGACGAAAUCGCGGAGUGAUCCACGCCUGCCAUAGUAUAUGUUGUUUUGACAAGAAAUCAUAGAAGCAGAGCGUGAGUCUCGCGACCUAAACGCGUAAGCGCCAUGAAUUUUACGGCGCUUACGACGUUUUGGUCGCACACGGCGACAAUUUCAUUGUUCAGUAUGGCUUUAUAGUAAUAAUAUUGACCACACACGAUAGGCGUGGCGCUUAAAGGCUAUUAACAACAGAUUUAAUAUACAUAUACGCUAUAUGACGCAAAUAUCACGAUUUGUAUUGAAACCAAGCGUGCCGACUUUUUAUACAAAAUUUACGCAUAAUAUAAUUUUAAAAUUACUUACCUGUGAUAGGAAAUAUGUUUUUGCCUUUAGGUGCUCGCAAUUUUUGGGCUGUUGCUGUUUAAAUAUCACGCAACGAGGUAUUUUUUAUGUUUUCACCGACGUCCGGCUGUAACAACUGACGCGCGUGGACUGUCAAGAGCGACAGUCAACCCCGAGGAUUUCUCGGGGUUCGGAGAUGCGAAGUAGAUGCGUUUGCGUUAUCUAUGGUGUAUUUAUAUCUUGGGUAUUAACCCAAAACAUUGUUUAGAGAACACCAAACCGUAGUCUUACCGUAUCUUGGUUAUGUUCACAGACCAUUUGCUAAUGUCAUCCAGGGUACGUAGGGGGCGUUCAAAUAUUACGUAACGCAAUUUUCGCAGAUUUUUGACCCCGCCGUAAUCAUGGCAAAGAGUGACAAGAAUAAGUUAAAUCACCCAUAGGUACCAUAGUUUGUCAAAGGACUGUCUCAUUUCAAACACAGAUAGAGUCAUACUAUCAUUGUCUUACACUAGUACUAGCACCCAAAAUAUGAGUAGAUUUUUUUUGUUCUUUACUGACAAUUUGGUUUGACCUAUAACUCCUAAAUUCGACCAAUUAUUUCGCAGCACAAGGUUCACUUUAAAAUAACACCAAUUUACUUCCAACGACCUCAUGUUAUUAAAUACAUGAAACUCGUAAAGCUCGCUCCAGACUACGCGGCGCGAAGGCGCGAACGCGAGUGUGGAGUCGAUUUCGCUGAUUAGACUCCACACUCGCGUUCGCGCUUGAGUGUGGAGGGCCCUUAUCGAUAAUAUUUAUGAUAAUAUCCAGUGCAAAUAUUUAUAUUGGUGGAGCGUUCUUAAUCUUAUGAAAGUUUUGUGACUCCAUAUUUGUAGUUUAUAAAUAUAUUGUAAUAAUAUACGCCGCUUUCAGCAGGCACAUGUAACUAAUAAAGUGUUAAGUAUUUGUUA
Molecule: messenger RNA, 14719 nt
Organism: Cydia strobilella
Lineage: Eukaryota; Metazoa; Arthropoda; Insecta; Lepidoptera; Tortricidae
Gene: stc
Exons: 56
Coding region: 312-8531 (2739 amino acids)
Biological process (GO): RNA processing; negative regulation of transcription by RNA polymerase II
Cellular component (GO): nucleus
Molecular function (GO): zinc ion binding; RNA polymerase II transcription regulatory region sequence-specific DNA binding; DNA-binding transcription factor activity, RNA polymerase II-specific
Source: RefSeq, a predicted model, not a curated record